AUGCCUCCAAAAGGCAAGGCCAGAGCUUUCAAGAGCAAACCAUCUUUGCCCUCAAAGGCUUCAGCAUCGAUACAGGUGCAAUCAAAAGGCGACCCUCCCAAGCCAUUUCAACCCUCUCCGAAACACCUCGAACCUUUCCUCCCAAACCUCUCCAAGAGCCAUGUCUAUAUCACGCACAUCGACGCGAAACCGCGCGACUUCAAACGCAAUAUCUUCGCCGUACCUGUCCUUAUGAAUCUUGUUAUCAUUGGACUUAUAGUAUGGCGCAUUACCAUCGUUGGCCCGUUCUACAUGAAGAUAUGUUCCUCGCUGAUGGGCAAAACAAACGAGACUACGAUGCGCACGGCGAACCUGCCAUUCAACGAGAUAAAAUCGGAAAUCUUACGCCGUAGUAUGACCUUUAUGGUAGAUUUGUUGAUUUAUUCGUUUGUCUGGCCCUGGCCGAAAGCGUUUUUCUUGGGCCAGACAAUUGCGAACCCGGUUAUGUGGAGGUUGCGGGUUGGAUUUAGGGACAAGGAGAUAAUUGUGAGACGGAGCAGAAGAUGGUAUAAUGCCGCAGAAAAUGUGCUGGAUGAAGGCACAGGUCAGGACUUGUUCUUGAGCAAUGUCUACCAGGCAGUGGACCCUAUGUGGAUGAGUGAGAAAACAGGAUACCUUAUGCUAAGCAAAGAUUGGGAUUUGGAUUGGAAGCUCAUGAUUUUGGCUCACAAGUUGGUGGACAAGCACGACAUGAAUUUCAGCGAUUUCAAGACAACCAUAUUGGUUCACAGUGAAGAGUUCGGUUGGGUGGUCAUACAAAGUGCAGCUGCUGGUGGCAGUGCGAAGGAAGAGGAGGGGCGUCGAAAGAUAGUCGCUUUCAAGGAUGAGUUGACCGCCAUGGGGAAGGAGAAUCUCUUCUUCCGUUGGAUUGAGCUUGUUCAAUUUGAAUCUAUCCAACCAGGAGGCUUUGGGCCGGAGCGACAGCAGGAGACGAUGGCUAAAGCAAAGAGGCUAUUUGAGGACCAGGGCGUGGACUUCGAUAGGUUUUGGGCGAAAGUCGGUGGUAUGCAAGGCAUGCCUGGGAUGGAUGAUAUGUAG
Venustampulla echinocandica is the source of this 1077-nucleotide messenger RNA. RefSeq lists its product as uncharacterized. Lineage: Eukaryota; Fungi; Ascomycota; Leotiomycetes; Helotiales; Pleuroascaceae. Bases 1 to 1077 code for a protein of 358 amino acids. The record is from RefSeq and is a predicted model, not a curated record. The transcript has a single exon.